CCAGGUGCGCCCCUCACCAGCCGGCACUGCGCCGUCGUCGACGCGCGUCCACGCUCCGGCACCGUCGUCGUCGUCCUCGCGUCGCCCAGGUCAGGUCCUGCGGCGCGACGAGCUGGAGCAGUGCCCACGUCCGUCUGCACUGACCAGUGUCUGACGGACAGCAGGUGGCCCCCUGGCUGCGCCCCGCUCGCCCCGCUCGCUCCGCGGCCCUGCAGGUCCCGCCUCCGGAGCGCGGCGCUGCUGCCAUUUCGGAGCGGACGCAGCCCCUUGUCGGACGCGCCUCUCCCGCAGCUGGACUUUUGCCUUCCACACUACCUCUCCUCCUCAUCCUCCUCCUCCUCCUCCUCCUCAUCCUCAUCAUCUUCCUCCUCAUCAUCAUCCUCCUCCUCCUCCUCCUCCGCCGGCCGACAGAAGUUCAGUCGCGAGGAUGAGUGUCGCGGUGGCCGAGGGCUGCUUUCUGUCCGCCCUGCAGCCCAACUCCUCCCGCACCGCCUACAUGGUGCCCUCGGACGGCCCGUGUCCGGACCCGGUGGCCAAAGCCAGGAGGGUCCAGGAGCAGGUCCGGAUGCGGCUGGCCGAGAAGAAGACGUCCUCCCUGACCAGACUGGACGACCCUCCGCCCGGACCGACAGAUUACAGCUUUCCUGAGGCAAAGAGCUACAGCCACAGCCAUGGUUUCAGUUCCAGGUCCUUGAUACACACACCUAGCCGCAUCAUGGCCGUUCCCACGGUACCCCUUCACUCCUCCGGUUUCUCCUCUCGCUCUGCUGUGGAAACGAGCUCCAAGGUGAGCCAUAGAGGAACCAGCACGGUACAGGGCAACCUCCAGCCCAUGCAGGCACACACGAGAAGCAGGCGCUCAAGGUCACUGUGCCAGGCUGACAUGCCGCUCACUGUGGUGGUUCCCCCAGAGGUUGCCUCUUUCCCAGUCACCGUGCCUCCCCCAGGCACCCUAAGGCGCAGCCUCAGCGGGAUACUGGCCCAGGAGAGAGGCUACUUUCAGGAGGAGCCGCCGUAUCAGUCCACCUACAAAGGCCCGUCCCACCGCACCAUCAGCCGCAUCACCAACCGACAGCAGCACUACCAGCAGCAGGGCUGUGCCUUUGAGAAGGAGGGCUGGUUGGGCACUGGCAGGGGGGUCCCCAUGGCAGGGGAUGGCUGGGGAACACAGUGGCAGCAGCAUGUGUCCAGGACCAACAAUGUCAUGGGGACAGCGCAGUACCAAGUCCCCCUCAAACGGACUUCCUCAGUCCGCAGUGUGAGGAGCGUUGGGAAAGGAGUGGAUGUCAUGGAAGGAGCAUCAAUACACAGCAAUGACCCACUGGCAGAGAUGCAGGGUCUGGACAUGGCCACAGCGAUCAGAUAUCUGUCUGAAUCGGACACUGCCCUGCAAGUUCUGGGAGCUGCAUACAUACAACACCAAUGUUACCAUAGCAACGAUGCAAAACACCAGGUGCGUGUGCUAUACGGCAUUCCAGCUCUGGUUCAGCUCUUCGCCAGCGACAACCAGGAAGUGCAGCGUUAUGCCACUGGUGCCACGCGCAACCUCAUCUACGAGAACUCUGACAACAAGGUGGCGCUCAUAGACGCCGGUGGCCUGGCGCGUCUCGUCAGCAUCCUGAGCGAGCAAGACGAGGAGCUCCGAAAGAUCGUCACAGGUGUCCUAUGGAAUAUGUCCUCCAGAGACAACCUUAAAGAAAAGCUGUCCAAAGAGGCUUUAUCUGAGCUGACAGAAAAAGUUCUGAUCCCUCUGUGCAGCAGCCUUCCACUCUGCUCCUCUGAGAGAGACAUCUUCUACAACACCACCGGCUGCCUCAGGAACUUGAGCUCAGUAAAUGAAAGGACGAGACAGAAGAUGAGAGAUAUGCGAGGCCUGGUGGAAUCUCUGGUGUCCUACAUUCAACAAGAGGACAUAGCUGAAGACAAGGGUUUGGAGAAUUCAUUGUGUGUGAUGAGGAAUCUUUCCUACCAGCUGUACACAGAGCUUCCCCCCUCAGUCCGACUGCGCCUGGAGGGCCCAACGAGAGCUUCUGGCUCCAGGGACACUGACACCAUGGGCUGCUUUACUAUGUAUAACAAAAAAAAUACUGAGCAGCGUAACCUAAAUCUGACCGUACUGUCUGAGGUGUCUCGGCAACCUAAAGGGGCUGAGUGGCUGUGGCACCCUAAGGUGGUGGCACUGUACAAGGCUGUUCUCCAAAACAGGCACAUCAGCUCCACCAGCCGUGAGGCUGCCAUAGGGGCCCUGCAAAAUAUCACUUCGGGAGAGGCCUGGUGGUCAUCGGUGAUGAGUGGGGUGGUGACGGAGCAGGAGAGGAUGCUGCCCAUCCUGCUGGAUCUGUUGGACACCGACAGUGACAUGGAGCUGAGACCUUUGACUGGCCUGCUGAGAAAUCUGUCCAGACACUCCACCAACAAAGACCACAUGGCUAAGAACAUGGUGAAUGUUCUUGUGUCCAAGCUGCCCUGUGAUGGCCUUCAGACAUCGCCGUCCAGCGAGGUGGUGGCCAACAUGUGUGGAGCCCUCAAUCACCUGGUCACUUGCAGUUCGGUGGCAGCACGUGACAUCUCGUAUUUCAACGGCCUACCAAAACUGGUGGGCAUUAAGACAUUCCACGACAACAGCUCUGGGAGUGUAAAAGCUGCCAGAGCGGCCUCAACGGUCCUCUACAACAUGUUCCAGUACAACAAGCUGCACAAAGACUACAAACUGAAAGGAUUUGCCAGACGGGACUUCACAGAUGCCACCAUCUAGACUGCCACAUGUUACAUUGACCUGUGGAAGUUGCAGUGAGGAAAAGAAGAGGAACAGCUUUAAUGGGCAGUUCAUCUUGCUGUGACUCACAGGAAAGAAGAACAAUGGAAAGAUGGACUUUUGGGUUGCCGUCUUUGAAAUGGUUGUGAACUUGGCUUAGCUUGUAGCAGAUAGGCUUUGAUGACAGAAACGUAAUGUUAGCCACAAAAAAGUAAACCAACCGCAAAAUAGACUGUUUGUAUUAGGGUUUGACUGAUAAGGGUUUUUGACACUGACACUGAUUCCUAUUGUUUUGGACUGGUGUUGCUGUUAGCUAAUAUUACAGUUUUAAAUAGACAUACUUCCAGGGCCCGUCGCACCUUGUGUAAGUAUGGAAAUAUUGAAAUGCUGAAACUGAAGAACCAUAUACUCUUUUAUGUGACUCAGAGCUCAGAGGUCCAGGCAGCGCUUAGAAGACAGAGCAAAACUAUUACCCCAGGAGUUCACCAGAAAUUAUAUACAGGGAGAUUUAUUCGGGUUAAUGGGCAAUAUGUAAGUUUUUAAGAUUAAAACGUUCAAUGAGUAACUAAGAUUAUCAACUGAAUGCCAUGAGUUAGAUUUUCUUCAGAAACCUACUGACAACAAGUCCUCCAAGUCAUACGACGAACUAUGUCGCAUGUGUUUCAUGUGCUCUCAUGCGACCAAAUCAACCGUUUCCUAAAUAAGUGUCUCUACCGAUGACAGGGCUACAAAUUCCUUUUGCCUCAGAGCGUUGUGGGGUUUUAUUUGAUUUACCAACGCAUUGCUGAUGAGCUUGUAGUUAGGGUUAGGGUGAUGGUUAUAGUUAGGGUUAGGGUGACAUUUCAGAGAAUCAGGACGUUUCCUUUUACAGAAUAUCAGACAUAUCCAUUGAAAUACACAAACUUGACAGACUUACCAGGUCCACCACUGUCCUCUAGUGGCCCUGUGCGGAACAGGCGCAGGUGGAUGACGGUCUCCUACUGAAGUUAGCAUGCUUACCUGCAGAUCACAAUACCACUUUGUACCUCAAGAGGCAAUAGUGACUCACUGUAACGCCCCAGUCUAAGCUCAGGCCGACAUGAAUAAAGAAGCAGCCGUCCUCUCUCAGCAACUCAUUGAAUUCCCGACCCAUGCAGGUUGGGUGAUGUGCCAGCAACUAUCCUACACCGAGGUUAGAUUUAUUCAAGCUAACCUUGGAUUAACGUGAGGUUGAGGGUUAACUUGGAUUUUAUUGGCUCUCGUGCUCACCCUGAAUGACAGGAAGAGCUGGUAAAAACUUUUGUCGGUCCAUUUGCUCACAAAUGGAGCGGCCAACCGGGAUUUGUCCCAGUAUGCCCGAUGGCCCGCCUGACUAUGGCACAGGGGAAGGAGGAGUAGAGAUCACAGAGUGUGUUUCUUUGUUUUUAUGAAAGGGUCAAUUUGCUGCCCCGUUUGUUUGGAAUAGGAACAAUUCCACAGUCAAUUCCUACAAAUCGCCCCUUUAAUUUUGACUUUUAAAUAUAUUUUUUUAAAGCAAUUAAUUUUUCUGUGUAUUAUUAAACAGUGUGUUAGCUGCAUGAACAGUCAACAGAACGGAUAUUUACCCAACAGUAACAGUGUAUGCCAUCUGUUGUAAAUGUGUGGAGAUUAGCCAGGAUAUUCGAUUCCCAGUCCUGCCCUGACUCUGACAAUGACCAGGUCAAAAUGUUCCUUUGUCCACGGGUAUAUGAUCAAACUCAUGCAGAACUAAUGGCUGUUCAAUCAAACCAGGGGUAUUUAGAUGACGUGCAGUAUGAACAAAUCUUUAUGAAUGAAUUUGAAAAUGACUUUACUGAAUCACCAUGGUGUCUGGUGUCCGAUAGCACUUGUCAGCUCAGCUGUGAGUUCCAGUUACUUUCCUGUUAAUUGUACACUAAAAGACAACAGAAACAAUUAUAAUUUGAUUUGUCAGAAAUAAUAGGCUGUUGAGAAAUUAGCCUUAUGUACAGCAUUAAUAAUUUGUAGGCUGGUUUUAAACUGAACUGAACACGAGAGUUUGGUUUAGCAACAGACUAAACACACUACUGAAGACAGUCUGAAUCCACACUGAACAUCGGACUGUGUGAACGUUAACACAUUCACAUUGUGUUGUACACAUACUGAAGAGCCUUUGAUUGGUUUAGGGGAAAAGGGGAACAUCUUACACAGUGGGUGACUGCGCAUUCAGUUCCAUCCCCUAAACCGCCUCAGCCUUACUUCACACGUAGGACAGAGCGUGAUGGGUGAACAGUAACAGUAGGGAGGACAGGCAGGAAUUUCUGUGGGAGGGAGCACUGUAUCCUUCCGACCGGGAGUUUAUCUGACGGAGGGUACAAAGAAGCCUCCCCACUAUCAACUAGCAGGGAGUAAGGAAGGGCCACGGCCCGACUGGAGAAUGACGGUCCUGGAUCUGCAGUGGGAAAAACAGAAGAGAGGGCUUCAAUAUUAAGAUCACCCACCACCAUGAACAAAAUAUUGAAUAUUGAGUUUCAUUACACUGCUACAUCCAUUUUCUUCCCCUCAGUUUCCGUAGCAUCAAGCAGGUCAAGCUGUACUGAGAAGAUAUGGAUAGUAAAGUAGAUCAGAGAGAAUCUUAUUAUUUUGGAUGUAUUCAAUUGUUAUAACAGUGUUUUACUUUCACUCGUAAAUUGCAUCUUUUGUAAUCCACUUGUGCCGGCUUGUUUACUGGUUUUAACUUUCUUUGCUACAGAGGCCUAUAUAGCAUUCAACAAUCAGAGUUUGAAUAUGUUGUACGUUUUUUCCAAAUAAAGUCUUUUGGAAAUUUGGUCCAAUGCUUUUGGAGAUGUGCUUGUCGAGACAGUCGUCUCAGCAGCUCGCAGUCCAGCUCCCGUGAGGACGGGGCUGGUCGAUGAGAGUCUUAUCUCAAAAAGCCCUUCAGUGCUUUACUGCUGGCUUUACUGUCUGUAGCAUUUUAAUGUAUCAUGUAAUUCCUUUUGUAACAUAAAAUUUGGUCUCAGGCUUGAAAUAAAUUUGUUGCUGCCAGUUUGUCUGAAGGUA
This is a messenger RNA of Scophthalmus maximus (turbot), 5770 nucleotides long. RefSeq names its product plakophilin-3-like. The coding region runs from base 428 to 2755 and encodes 775 amino acids. Gene Ontology annotation, cellular component: plasma membrane; cytoplasm; nucleus. NCBI's taxonomy places the organism in Eukaryota, Metazoa, Chordata, Actinopteri, Pleuronectiformes, Scophthalmidae. Gene Ontology annotation, molecular function: cadherin binding. The transcript is spliced from 13 exons. The record is from RefSeq and is a predicted model, not a curated record. Gene Ontology annotation, biological process: cell-cell adhesion; cell-cell junction assembly.